AUGGACCAUAAUAAUAAUCCCACAGACGUAAAAGGGGAAUGGGACCCGGAAUUCAACGAUCUACAUGAUUUGCUGCAGAAGAACAUCGCCAAUGAAUCGGAAGUCGGAGCCUCAAUCACAGUCAACAUUAACGGUAAAAACGUGGUUGAUAUCUGGGGAGGAUAUCGCGACGCAGCUCGAUCACAGCCAUGGGAAGCAGACACGAUCGUCAACGUCUUCUCGACUACCAAAAACAUCGUCAAUCUAGCCAUGCUAGUACUGAUCGAUCGAGCCCUGCUUGAUCCACACGAGAAAGUCUCCAAAUACUGGCCCGAGUUCGCACACAACGGCAAACGAGAUAUCGAAGUGCGCCAUCUCAUGUCGCAUACCUCAGGGCUCUCCGGCUGGGACGAGCAUAUGGAGCUAUCGGAUCUGUAUGAUUUCGAGAGCGCCGCGGCAAAGCUAGCAGCGCAGGCUCCCGCAUGGACACCCGGUACAGCCUCGGGUUACCAUUCCCUAACGCAGGGCUUCCUGCUGGGCAAUGUAGUCCGUCAAGUAACCUCAAUGACCCUGACGGAGUUCAUCGCGAAGGAAAUCGCAUCGCCACUCGGCGCUGACUUCCAAAUCGGAGCCAAACAGUCUGACUGGCCCCGAAUCGCAGACAUGAUCGGAUACACACAACCCGCGCCCACCGACUUGGACACCACCUCCAUCGCAUACAAAUGCCUCUACAACCCCAUGUUCCCAUUCGAGAUAGCCAACACGCCCGAGUGGCGGAACUCCGAGCUGGGGUCUUGCAAUGGGCAUGGGAACGCGCGCUCCGUGGCGCGGAUUCUCUCGACGAUCUCCAAUGGCGGCGAUGUGGACGGCAAACCCUUCUUGAAGCCCGAAACGAUAGAUCUGAUCUUCCAGGAGCAGUCAAUGGGUCCUGAUCUGGCGUUGGGAUUUCCGUUCCGCUUCGGUAUGGGGUUUGCGCUUACGGCGCCCAAUCUGUGGCCGCCUUACCUUCCUGCGACUGGGCGAGUGUGUUGGUGGGCGGGCGCGGGCGGGUCGAUUGGUGUGAUGGAUCUGGAUCGACGGAUGACUGUUGCUUAUACGCCGAAUAAGAUGCAGAUGCAGGGGCCGGCGGGGGAGUAUGUCGAGUGUAUCAAUGGAAAUGCCAUUCUGGAAUAGCAUGAUGAGCCUGGGAAUCAAGGGUCUCUUGGUCGGAGAUUGAUGAGACAUGGACAGCUUUGUUCUUCCACGACUGGAAUUAUGCGUUCGUCAUUGAUACUAGGUCUAUAUCCCGAGCUGUCUGAAAAGGAAAUAGCCUCUGACAUCCAAUGGUCUGAAUGAUCUUUCUUGUUACCACUUGCAAGAAAAAGGAUAUGUCC
Aspergillus steynii IBT 23096 is the source of this 1352-nucleotide messenger RNA. Its product is annotated as serine hydrolase domain-containing protein. The record is from RefSeq and is a predicted model, not a curated record. The transcript has 2 exons. NCBI's taxonomy places the organism in Eukaryota, Fungi, Ascomycota, Eurotiomycetes, Eurotiales, Aspergillaceae. The coding region runs from base 1 to 1152 and encodes 383 amino acids.